GUAGGCCAUGACGCAGUGCCCCGCCAUUCCCGCCAAGCCAUUCCCCUGCCCACGCCGCGGCGUCGCGAAAAAAUGCGCGAUUGGGAGAGGCGAGAACCUCACUCGGUUAUUCAGCGGCGCCGCCCGACACCAUGCACGCGAAACACGUAUUUCGUUUGUCCACCACGCGCAAGGCCCGCCGUUCUAGGCAGGGCAUCCCCUCGCCCGACCCAUGCCUAUCCCUUCCACACCUCGCGCCUAGCCCGCUCUCAACUGCGCGCCAAGCAAGGGCCACUAGGAAUCGCCCACGCAGCCCUGCCUGCCCGCGCCAAGCUCCACGCCAUUCCACGAACUCUCUCCCGCUCUCCCCCUCUCCCGCGCUCCCGCUCUCCCGCUCUCUCGCUCUCCCGCUCUCCCGCUCUCCCGCUCUCCCGCUCUCCCGCUCUCCCGCUCUCCCCCUCUCCCGCGCUCCCGCUCUCCCGCUCUCCUGCUCUCCCGCUCUCCCGCUCUCCCGCUCUCCCGCUCUCCCGCUCGUUCUCUAACUCCCCCACUCUCCCACUCCCCCCCUUGCCCGCUCUCCCUCGCUCCCGCUCUCCCGCUCGCCCGCGCUCCCGCUCUCCUGCUUGGGAGGGGGAGACAGGGGGUGAAGCCCCGCUCUUGUGUGAGGGGGGAGGAGGGCUCGGACAGGGCGGGAAGCCCCGCUCCCCCCACACUCUCCCGCUCCCCCACACUCUCCCGCUCCAUCCACACUCUCCCGCUCCCCCACACUCUCCUGCUCCACCCACACUCUCCCGCUCCCCCACACUCUCCCGCUCCCCCCACACUCUCCUGCUCCCCCACACUCUCCUGCUCCACCCACACUCUCCCGCUCCCCCACACUCUCCUGCUCCACCCACACUCUCCCGCUCCCCCACACUCUCCCGCUCCCCCCACACUCUCCCGCUCCCCCACACUCUCCCGCUCCCCCACACUCUCCUGCUCCCCCACACUCUCCCGCUCCCCCACACUCUCCCGCUCCCCCCACACUCUCCCGCUCCCCCACACUCUCCGCUCCCCCACACUCUCCUGCUCCCCCACACUCUCCUGCUCCACCCACACUCUCCCGCUCCCCCACACUCUCCUGCUCCACCCACACUCUCCCGCUCCCCCACACUCUCCUGCUCCACCCACACUCUCCCGCUCCCCCACACUCUCCCGCUCCCCCCACACUCUCCCGCUCCCCCACACUCUCCUGCUCCACCCACACUCUCCCGCUCCCCCACACUCUCCUGCUCUCCCCACACUCUCCCGCUCCCCCACACUCUCCCGCUCCCCCCACACUCUCCCGCUCCCCCCACACUCUCCUGCUCCCCCACACUCUCCUGCUCCACCCACACUCUCCCGCUCCCCCACACUCUCCUGCUCCACCCACACUCUCCCGCUCCCCCACACUCUCCCGCUCCCCCCACACUCUCCCGCUCCCCCCACACUCUCCUGCUCCACCCACACUCUCCUGCUCCACCCACACUCUCCCGCUCCCCCACACUCUCCCGCUCCCCCGUUCUCGUACUCUGCCGCUCUCCCAUUCACCCUGCCAUUCUCCCACACGCUCUCCCGCUCUGCCACCCCCUCUCCCUCUCUCCUGCUCUCCCGCUCUCCCGCUCUCAGGCUCUCCAGCUCUCCCUCUCCCUUGCUCUCCUGCUCUCCUGCUCUCCCGCUCUCAGGCUCUCCUGCUCGCCCGCUCACCCACUCCCCCAAUCUCCUGCCUUCCCUUCCCUCUUUCCUGCUCUCCCGCUCCCCUGCUCUCCCUCACCCCCACAUUGCCCAAUACCGUCUCAGCCUUAGAUGAGGCCAAAACCGGCUCCCCGCCUGCAUGCUCGCGGAUACCAUCGACUCGUAUGCUAAUGCCUGCCGAGUAGGAUGAUUGUGUGGCGGCCAGCGAAGAAUAUGUUCAGAUUUUUUGGUAGCUCGGAGGCUACGCUGCACGUUGGUUGUAGGAGGGUCUAGGGGGUUGUCAUAACGGCUGUUGGCUUUAUAAUUUGAUUAUGAUAGCACGUUGCAUCAACUA
Messenger RNA from Closterium sp. NIES-67, 2026 nucleotides. The record is from the annotation of a GenBank genome assembly. Lineage: Eukaryota; Viridiplantae; Streptophyta; Zygnematophyceae; Desmidiales; Closteriaceae.